AAUAGCAUUUUUCUCAAUACUUUUUUGCAGCGUAGUUUUAAUCUUCCAGCAAUAGAAAGAGCAGUAUUUGUUUAUAGUGAAAUUUAGUAGUAAUUACGUGAUCAACAUGUCUGGCCUCAAGAUGGCUAUAAAGUCCAUUUAAAAAAAAAAAUACAGGAUGUGUAACCAUUUCUGUGCCUCAAAAAUGAGUGCUGCGUGAAACACGCACCUUUAAACAUGUACGUUAUUGUGCUAGAUUUGUUGAGAACGGCAGACUCCUGAUCCCACCGUAAAAUAAUCAGCAGAAUAAAAAAAAAUCACUAUUGACAGCAAUGAUGUGCAUGUGUGAAUUAUGUCUCUCUCACUGAAGGAAUAUAUGGCUCAAUCAUUGUCAGAAAUCAAUCAUGCACCAUAUGCAGUAUAAAAAAUCAAUUAAAGACACUCUAAGCCGUGUUUUACACUGACUUUAUGAUGUGAAACGAUUUAUUUCGCGUACAGCACCAAGCUGUAGUGAUACCACCCAAAAACCGCGACCUCAAGUGGCAUAUUGCUGACGUAAUAUCGAUCAUCUGAAUGUUUCACUUUGGACAAAAUCACUUGGAGUCGCACAGUGCGCACUUUUCCUUUCGCUCCUUUCCCUCUUUCUCCACCCAUACAUUCUCCAUCCUCCGUUCCCCCCUGCAAGCAUGCUGUGAUCUACUUCGUGGCCAAAACCGAGAGCUUAACGGACUUUUUUUCUUUUACGACCAACCCCUCCUUCAUCCAUCCAGGCGUUAACUCAACGGAUUUUAUAGGAGCCCGUUUAUUUUUCAUCCCGGUGUUUGGGCUAUGCCGUCAGUGCUGGUGAGCCUGGAGAGUAUCGAGGAAACCUACCACAGGUGAAAAGAGGUUUUACGACGCUGCGGUAUAGAUGAUUGAACACUUUGAGCAUUAACUCAACGCAGUCUUCAGGCGCCAGUGCACCGCUCUUUUUACUGAAAUAUAGGACGAAAUUGAGGUUAAAACACUUUAGGACAACUAAAGGGACGUUUACCAACUUGUGUUUCUGAACGAGUAUAAAAAUACUGCGUUAUUUCCCAACUGGGAUCCCUACGGAAGAUGUGACCAUUUCUUUUGCGCACUGGCAAUCCGACUACCCAAAGAGAAAAUCACGGCUUUUCCAUCAGUUGCUCGAUCUUGACAUGUCUUUUUGUGGGAUUACACGCGGAGAUAUGAGCAUUGUAAGAGGCCGAGCUGGAUUGUGAGAUUACCCCCUUUGCUUUUUAAUUUCUCUCUUCAAAGAGGAAGUGAUCUGUUGGUUCAAUGGCUUCAGUGUCGAGGUUGUCAAGGCGCAAAGAUGCCAGCCGCUGGCCGAGAAUGCCGUCAACUUUCUGGGCUGUGGUGCUUCUGACAGCGCUGCUGGUUCUCUUCUGCGGCCAGCUGGCAGCGGGGACAUGUGAGAUUGUGACGCUGGACAGGGACAGCAGCCAACCACGGCGGACCAUCGCCAGGCAGACGGCCCGCUGUGCCUGUAAGAAGGGCCAGAUCGCAGGAACUACAAGAGCCAGACCUGCCUGUGUGGAUGCUGGUAUUGUUCGGAAAAGGCAGUGGUGUGAGAUGGUGCCAUGUUUGGAGGACGAAGGCUGUGACCUGUUAGUCAAUAAAUCUGGCUGGACUUGUACACAGCCCGGAGGACGAGUCAAAACCACUACGGCUCUAUGACGCGACAAGAGUCCCCCUCAACACUCUUGCACUAUGGAGAGCAUUGAUGACCCCUUGACAGACAGCCAAAAACCAUCUACCAACACCACCCUACCACCACCACCAACAUCACAACAACUCCACCCAAACCCUGGUCCCGCAAAGGCAGGAAGCAACACAAGCAGCUACAGGCCACCAAGGGCCUCAUGGAGGCAGCAAGGUCUCAUAACACAGCCAGAGACGGGCAAACCAGGGAGUGACUGUUUGAGGGAGCGAGCUCCCCCCUGGACACUGGACAAACUACUCGCUGUAAAACACCUUCUAUUUCCUGUGACUGGCUCCUCCUGGUAUGUGACUGCUCCCUCCUGCUAUCCAUCGUCGGGUCAAAAUGUUGCGUCCACCUCCUCGCCUGCUCUGUGAACUUGGCAGCGCCUGCUCAUGCCACGGAGGAUCGAACACCUUAAAACCCCAUCAAUGGUUUUUGCCUCAUUGGAAGUUUGAAACUGCUAAUUGCUUUGAAUGAGGAAUUUCCCAUAUCACACCCUAGCCUCUGGAGCAGGAGUUCCAGAGCAAAGAAGGGAUCAUUACAGACCAGACCCUGUUGCUUCUUGGACCCCCCUCUCGAGGCCGUAAAAACCGAACUGAGCGUGCUCCGCUGUGAAUAGGCCUUCUGCUGGAGUAAACCUCCCAUAUUUUUAUAGACCAAAGAGCAAAACAACAAAUACGAUCAUUAUGACAGAGUGGACCAUCUGGCAAAGACACACAGAGACUUUGUGAACUUGCUAUUUGUGUCGCCACCAACCAGCGACUGCCCCCACAGAGACACGGUGCCCAAGUGGGCCCAUGCAAAAUGAACCUUGCGUCUGGUGGCAUAUGUACCGUACACAAUCAAAGGAGUACUUUUAAAACUUUCCAGACAUUUUUUUUUCUCAGACUAAGCCCACCACUGUAUUUUGAAACUGGAGCUAUAGGUACUACAUACGUAUAACUGUGUAUCAAAAAAAAUAAAUCUGAUUUGCAUUUUUCAGUAGCUACGGUUGGGACAGCUUGCAGGAUUUUGUGGUGUUGGUCACGGAUUGCAAAUCAUAUCAAAGAGAUGAUGAUUAUCUACAGAGAGUAUAAACGCUGUUGAGUCUGAAAAGAAGGAGUAAAGAAAUGUCAUUAAAUGUAUUUUGAAAGGCCCUAAAAAGUUAUAUAUUUAACAGUUUUAUAUGUUGUACCUUUGUAGAGAAGCUUAUUGGACUUAAAAUGUGGUCACAAUGGCAGUUUAGUAGGAUGUGAACAAACGCUGUUGUUCUCAUUACUGCUGGCUCGUAGUCCCAGGUUUUCUGUUCACACCUCAGUAGCCGCUUUCUUUUCAUGGUCAUCUACAAGUCACUGUCUAUCAGAACCAUUAAUGAAAAAAAAGGAAAGUGACACAAUUUAUUGAGGACUGAUCUGCAGCCAACUGAACAUUGUAAAUCUAUGGUAGUCAGUGGAAGCCAUUGAAAUCUGCUAAUUUGCUAUGAUAUUGUAUUGUACACGGUGUGGAAUACUGACUCAUUUCCUCUCUUUGGGUUUUGAUCUCUUAAUUUAUUUUUGUGCUUGUGUUUGUUCGCACAAAUCUUGCCUCUCUCCGAUGGCGAUGAACAAAACAGAGAGAGAGAGAGAGAGAGAGAGAAGAGAAAGCGGAGGAAGCGUCACAGAAGUAUUAGAGUCAUUUACAUACAUUUUUUAUCAUGAAAUAUUUUAAGAAUAAAUUAAAUACAUGAAAAGAAAUGUCCCCUGCAA
Messenger RNA from Micropterus salmoides (largemouth bass), 3429 nucleotides. It is a transcript of the gene tafa5a, whose product is annotated as TAFA chemokine like family member 5a. Gene Ontology annotation, biological process: G protein-coupled receptor signaling pathway. The record is from RefSeq and is a predicted model, not a curated record. Gene Ontology annotation, molecular function: G protein-coupled receptor binding; receptor ligand activity. Lineage: Eukaryota; Metazoa; Chordata; Actinopteri; Centrarchiformes; Centrarchidae. The transcript is spliced from 5 exons. Bases 1282 to 1680 code for a protein of 132 amino acids.